AUGGUUUUGUUGCCGCCGUGUACUGUUCAGCAGUGUGGGAAAGAUUUUCGGAACUCACUAAAGAAACCAAGCCCCAACUAUCCUUAUGGCCACAAGACGAAAAAACCGCGGGUGGUACCCGCAUUCACAAUCCAAGCAAUGCAAAAGAACACUGUAGUGAUUCCACCUCCAAAGUGCGGCGUAUAUGAUCCUCUUCCAUUGAAGCCGUCUAUGUUCAGAAAGUGCUACCAGCGAGGCGAGUUUCCCGUCGGUGUCGAGUUUACCAAUUGUGGCAAGAAACUGGCUUGGAAGGUGCCAAUAGAGAAGCUGGACUUCCAUCACUACCUCCCAAUGUUCUUUGACGGUCUGUCUGAAUUUGAUUACCCUUAUAACUUCAUUGUUGAGAAGGGUAUCAAUGAUCUAAUCAUCAAGGGUUCCUACAAAGUGCUGCCGGUGGUGCCACAGCUGAUCAUUCCUAUUAAAAAUGCGUUAGCGACAAAACAUCCGCACGUCCUCUGCCACGCGCUCAGGUGCAUCCAGAUGUUAGUGUCCGGAUGUGACCGUGUCGGUGAAGCCCUUGUGCCUUACUACAGACAGAUACUGCCUACGCUCAACCUUUUCAAGGAUAAAAACCGUAAUCUAGGCGCUGGCAUCGAUCACUCGGCGUCACGUGGUGAAAACGUUGCCGACCUCAUUGAAGAAACUUUGCAGAUGUUGGAGAGGUUUGGCGGGCCCGAUGCGUUCAUCAAUAUCAAAUACUUGAUACCGACAUACGAAUCUUGUGUACUCAACUAG
This is a messenger RNA of Arctia plantaginis, 774 nucleotides long. The record is from the annotation of a GenBank genome assembly. NCBI's taxonomy places the organism in Eukaryota, Metazoa, Arthropoda, Insecta, Lepidoptera, Erebidae.